Messenger RNA from Tachysurus vachellii, 1949 nucleotides. It is a transcript of the gene fibinb, whose product is annotated as fin bud initiation factor b. The transcript has a single exon. Lineage: Eukaryota; Metazoa; Chordata; Actinopteri; Siluriformes; Bagridae. The record is from RefSeq and is a predicted model, not a curated record. Bases 307 to 930 code for a protein of 207 amino acids.
AUCAUUAGUCUAAACCUAGUGCUGUCUCAGAGAACCAGAUGUGCACACACUCGGUGCGAGCGAGGACUGGUCAUCUCAGCUCUGCUGAAAUCUCACUGUAGCGUGUAGGCACCAGGUCAGAAUCUAUUAGGGAGAGAUCUUUACAGGAAACACAAGCAGUUUCUGGGUUUCUGCACAGGCUUUCUGGAUAUAUGUCUGACAGAAUGUUUGUCAUACAAAAGACAGAUCACUCUGCAUGCAAACCCUAAAGAAAACUCUUGAGAAGAUCGAUGGACUUUUUUUCUCGCUGAAUGAAGAAACUGAAUAAUGAUGCUGUCUGUUAAAAUAGUCGCGGCGGUUUGUGUGGUUUAUCUGCGCCUGGGCGCUGCGUAUUUAGGCCCGCUGUACCCGGAGAUGUCCAAUGGCACCUUCCAUCACUACUUCGUGCCGGACGGCUACUACGAAGAAAACGACGACCCCGAGCAUUGCCAGAUGCUCUUUAGGGUGAAAGAUGAAACCCGCUGCGUUCUGGAGGAAGACAACGACGCGGUGAUCCGCGACGACUUCACCAUCCUUAAGCGUCACGUGGAGGACGCGGCGCGCGUGCUCGAGGGCAUCGGACGGAGCGUUGCGCUCGACCUGGACGGUGAGGAAAGCUACGGCGAGUUUCUCCGGCGCGAGAGCGUGCAGAUCGGCGAAGCCUUCUCCAGCUCCGAAAAGUCGCUGCUCGAGCUCGAGGUGAAGUUCAAACAGAGCCAGGAGCAGGAGCUACGCGACGAACACCGCAUCAGCGACGACUUCCUCGCCAUGGUUGCCCACACACGCGACACGAUGCGCAACACGCUGGACGUCGCGCUCGCGCUCAAGGACAAACAUGAGCUGCUGUCGCUUAUAAUUCGCAGCCACGGCACGCGCUUGAGCCGCCUUAAAAACGAAUACCUAAAGGUGUGAGCGCGUGCGUGUGCGAUCUACACUUUAAACGGGGAAAUAAAGCAACGUCCAACUUACUUGGGCAUUUUGGCUAACACAAUGCAGCUAUUUUGUGCAAUAACUAAACAGACAGAUUUCAUUUAGAGUAUAAAUGAGCUGAUGAGCUGCAGCAGAAAGGGCAGGAUUCAACAAGUUCCUUCUUAUCUAUAUUAAAGGAUCAUAUGAUACUCAGGCAUUGUGACAAUAGAAAGAACCAGGGUUUAAACACCUGUUCCAUCAUUUAGAUGAUGUCCAGGUAUUUAUAUGCAACAAUGAUAAUAAUAAUAAUGUAUUUUUUCUUUUGCUAGUAUUUGUCCAAGUGAUUUUAGUCAUUACUUGAAUGUGCAUAUUCUGCAAAAAAAAAGCAAAACUCAACAGAUUAAAGGGUGUUUUUCUUAUCUAAAAAAAAAAUCAUAUUUGUAUUUAGUUCCUCAGCAUGCCCAGCUAAAUCCCUAGUGUUAGAUUCUCACCUAGUGUUCACUCAUCCAUCUGGAUGAAACAUAUUAGGUGUCAGAUGAGCGCUGAGGACUUUGCUGUGUAUUUGCAACAGUUAAACAUGCUGACUAACCUCCUGAAAUACACACUGCUUAAAUAUAUGAUGUAAAAUAGCGUUUAAUAUUAAUUAUUAUUGAAAGGAGGAGAGAAUAUAUUUGUUAAAGCUUUUGUUCGAUGGGGAAACUGUUUUAAUGUUAAUUGCAAUGAGCUUUGAAAAUGUUAUACUGUGAGUUUCUACAUUUUUCAUGCAAAAACUGGCUUCAUUGUAACGUAUACUGUACAUGGCAGCAGUUUUUGCAGUAUGAAUAUAUUUGUGCAAUUAUUAAUUGAAAGGAAAAAACAAGACUGAGAUGACGUAUCCUCUGACCAACCAAGAUAACUGCGGGCAGGAAUAUUGGACUUCAAAGCUUCUACCAUGUGUAGUUGCAUUCCUGAGAGGCUGUUUAUUCCACUUUGUAAUAAAAAAAAACUUUAAAGAGGGAGUGUGCGUGCGUUUUAGUGUUGGA